UAAUAACUUUUCACAUCUACUUAUAAAUAAGUGACAAGUAUGUCAAUGAAAUAUAUUUUUGAUUAUAAAAGUGAUUAAAUAAGAUUAUAUGAAGAAAAUUUGAUUAUAUAUAAACUAAAAUAAAUACUGAAAAUUGUGGAACAAAUUAUGGCAACCUUUAACAAAAAGUUAUAGAUAAAGACAAGAAACAUGAAAUAAACCUCCUUAAUUGAAUUCAUUGGUACUGGAAAGGAGUUGUUACUCUCUGAACUUCCAACAUAUAGAGACACACUUCGAUAUGCAGUUCUAUUAAGAGAACAGUGUGAUAAAAACUCCAAAACUUUUUAAAUAAAAGAUAUGGCAAAAAAGGUAGCAUGUUCUGUUAUUGUCCAAUGGCAAAAAGCAAACGCUAAUUUUAAAGCUCAUAUUAUUUAUUCUGAAAAGAAUAUCGUGUACAAAAUUAUAAAAGCUUGGAACAUUGCAUUUUUAAUAUCUGUGAACAAAGAAAAUAAAAAAAAUAAGAAAGAGUUUAUAUUAAAGCUCGAUAAGUUGUUUGAUAUUUUAAAUUGUAAGUGUCAAAUUUCUUAUUGUAAAGAAUUUGGAUGCAAAGUUGUUUGUAAACAACAAGCCCACAUUACAUGCAACUGCUCUAAGGAGUUUAAAAUUCCUAUUAUAGACAUUUUUUAUAUUAAAACUGAAAGAGAUAAAGUUGGUGCUAGAGGAUUGCUUCAAAUAUCUUCCAAAGAUUUUCCUGAACACAACAAACAAGUUAAAACAUUACAUAACCAUUCUAUUAAAGAAGCUUUUAAGAGAAAAAGGGAAGAGAGCAUAACAACAAAUAAAAUUUUAAGCAAUGAUUUUUCAAAGACUGAAGAUGAACUCUCUUACGAAGAAUUCAACAAAGAACCUUGUACUUCAAGUUAUUCGAAAAUAAAAAAGUCUAAAUAUAAUACUAAAAGUAUUCGAAAUGUCGCAAUAAAUAGCCUAAGAUACGGAGUUUCUUCUAGAGCUGCUGCAGCUUUGACGACAGCUGCCUGGAUUGAUGCUGGAUUAAUUUCUGAGAAAGAUACACAGUUUAUUGUCGAUCAUCAAAAAAUUGUAAGAGCUCAAGCUAAAAUCAUGAUUGAACUAAAAAAUGAAAAUUUAAAAUCUAUAGACAAUGGGAAUAUCAAUUGUAUUUUGUUUGAUAGUAGAAAAGACGUUACAAAAGUAAAAUUAGAAGUAGAAGGAUCCAGUAACUUUUUUCACGGAUCUAUUAAAGAAGAACAUUACACUACAUGCAUGGAACCAGGUGGCAAAUUUUUGUUUCAUUCUACACCAAAAAAAUCAACUGAAGAAGGAAAACAUCCCGAAAUAGUAGCCAACCAUUUAGUUGAAUGGAUGAUUCGACAUGGUGUUGACAAAUCAAUACAAGCAUUGGGCGGUGAUUCAACAAAUGUGAAUACUGGAUGGGAAGGAGGUGUCAUACAGUUUGUAGAAUUAAAACUUAAUAAAAGGUUGAAUUAGCUUAUAUGCGCUCUUCAUACUAAUGA
This is a messenger RNA of Hydra vulgaris (swiftwater hydra), 1511 nucleotides long. The record is from RefSeq and is a predicted model, not a curated record. Lineage: Eukaryota; Metazoa; Cnidaria; Hydrozoa; Anthoathecata; Hydridae.